UUCCUUUUAUUACUUAUUAUUAUUAUUAUUAUUAUUAUUUCAAAAUCAAAAGAAAAUAAAAUAAAAUAAAAUAAGCCCACUACUUAUUUUCUCCUCGAAAGCUCCUUAUAUAUAACACAAGGGCCCAUAAGUUCUUUAGAGGUAUAGAGAGAAAGAGAGAGAAAAGCCAUGGAGACUAUGCAUUGGGGCCUUGGAGAUGUUUCUAGUGAUGGGUUACCUCCUCUUUGGAGUUAUCAAGAGAAUGCGGAGGAUUUGAAGCACAGGCUUUUGUGCACCACUCUUGAAUUAGAAUCCCUGCGAACGACCGCAAAAGAAGAGCUCCGAAAAAGCGAAGAGAGCAUUAACAAACUACUCCAGCUAGUGAAGGUGACCACGAAAGAGCGCGACGAUGCGCGAGACCAACUUCAACUGCUACUCUCCUACCUCCAACCCGAAACACAAAAAAUCCUCCCCAAUUCUACCACCAUCACGGAAUCCGAGAGCCUCUCGGGAACCCUGAACCCCCAGUCGUACGCGUCCUCGCCCGUCGAUUCGUUCUUCGAGACCGUCACGUCGUCGGACGACGUUGCGAAUCCGCUAUUAUUGACCGAUAAUAGUAAUACAAAUUCUCAGUUUGCCAUUUCGUGUCACAAUAAUAAUAGUAGUUGUAGUAGUAACUCCAAGUAUGAUCACGCUUCGGCCAUAAUCGAUCGGCUCGCCGCGAAGAAGCCACUGCCGCAAAAAGGGAAGCUCUUGCAAUCCGUGAUGGAGGCGGGCCCCCUUUUGCAGACCCUGAUGGUGGCGGGCCCGCUUCCAAGCUGGCGGAACCCGCCGCCGCUGCAACCACUGCAAGUCCCGCCGCUGGCGAUCAAAUGCCACGGAUCCCCGGGGAUCAAUCGAACGGUUCAGAAUGGAGGCCCGGGGUUCAAUACCACGUCGAUGGUGAAUCUCCCGAACUCGCCCUCAAUGUGCAUGAUGAAAAGGCAAAUGAUCCUAUCAACUGCUGGCAACAAUUAUAACACAUGUCCGUUAUUGGCUUCUAAAAGACAAAAGUCUCAUUAAUUUGCUUCUGUUCACCGUUUCGACUCGCGUGUGUUUAAUUAGUUAGGAAAGGAUAGAGGGGCUCUUUAUUUUGGUUAGGAAAAAAAACUAACUGCCUCUUAGUUUUUCUAUAGAUUGAGAUUGUAGUGUUGUAAAUAGCAAAUCCGUAUGGUUCUUUUUGGGCGUUUUGGAUUAAAAUGUGAUAGCCUAAAUUGCAUUGGAAUAA
Molecule: messenger RNA, 1246 nt
Organism: Ananas comosus (pineapple)
Lineage: Eukaryota; Viridiplantae; Streptophyta; Magnoliopsida; Poales; Bromeliaceae
Exons: 2
Coding region: 169-1041 (290 amino acids)
Source: RefSeq, a predicted model, not a curated record